Liolophura sinensis is the source of this 414-nucleotide messenger RNA. Its product is annotated as RNA-binding protein 47-like. The transcript has 2 exons. The record is from RefSeq and is a predicted model, not a curated record. The coding region runs from base 1 to 414 and encodes 137 amino acids. Gene Ontology annotation, molecular function: RNA binding. Lineage: Eukaryota; Metazoa; Mollusca; Polyplacophora; Chitonida; Chitonidae.
AUGGCAUCCGCGGAGAAGGCUUUGCCGUAUCAUGUGACCUGGGCGCCAAACGAAGCCUUGCUGAAACUUAUGGAAAGAACAGGAUACACCAUAUGGCAUAAAAAAGGGCAAAGAAAGUACGGCGGUCCACCUCCCGACUGGGAAAGCCCGCCUCCUUUAAAGGGUUGCGAACUUUACAUCGGAGGUAUUCCAAGAGACUGUUAUGAAGACGAGCUUGUUCCAGUAUUUGAGAAGAUAGGGAAGAUUUACGAACUGAAACUCAUAAUGAGCUACCUCUCUGGAUCCCAUAGAGGAUAUGGAUUUGUUAUAUACACUAAUGAAGAACACGCGAAUCAAGCGGUAAAGGAGCUUAACAACUACGAAAUUCGUAAAGGCCAGCUCUUGGGUGUUUGCAAAUCUGCCAGACAGAGAUGA